Nematocida minor is the source of this 1275-nucleotide messenger RNA. RefSeq names its product serine/threonine-protein kinase CHEK1. Bases 1 to 1275 code for a protein of 424 amino acids. Gene Ontology annotation, molecular function: protein kinase activity; ATP binding. Gene Ontology annotation, biological process: protein phosphorylation; mitotic G2 DNA damage checkpoint signaling. The transcript has a single exon. Gene Ontology annotation, cellular component: cytoplasm; site of double-strand break; nucleus. The record is from RefSeq and is a predicted model, not a curated record. NCBI's taxonomy places the organism in Eukaryota, Fungi, Microsporidia.
AUGUUCAGCGGGUUCAUACAAGAGACAAAUGAAAUUCCAAACAUCCAGAUAGGAGAGAUAAUUGCCCACGGGUCCACUUCGACCGUAAGAAAGGGGAAAAGCGCAAGCGGCGAGGAAUAUGCAAUAAAAAUAAUCUUUGCAGAUAAUCUCAUCCGGCGCCAGGAGGCAAAAAAGGAGGCUUCGAUUCACAAAGCGCUGAUGCACCAGCACAUUGUAAAGCUGCAAAACGUGCACUUCACAAAGACGCAUGCAUACCUGAUUAUGGACUAUGCAAUAAAAAACGAGCUAUUUAUGUACAUAGACCCAGGCUCUGGGCUGCCAGAGGAUAUCUGCCACUUGUAUUUGAAACAGCUCCUUUCUGUUUUAAAGCACAUCCACAGCAGAGGCAUAUGCCACAGAGACAUAAAACCUGAAAAUAUUCUCUUAGAUAAAAACUACAAUCUGCUUAUAACGGACUUUGGGUGCUCAACGGUUUACAGGGAUGCAAAUGGGCGCAGAUCUCUCACAAAGCAGUGCGGAAGCUCCAAUUACAUGGCGCCUGACAUAUACUACGGCGAGUACGAUGGAGAGCUCGUUGACAUAUGGUCAUUUGGCGUGGUGGCUUUGGUUCUUUGUACGGGCGUAGUGCCCUGGGAGAGCCCGUGCCCAGAGGACAAAAACUUUGAAAGAUUCAGACUGAGCGUAUUUCGAGACUACUCGCCGUUCAAUCUGCUGAGCAAAAAUAAGCUGGAGCUGAUCGAAAAGUGUUUGGCAGUUAAAUCUGAAAAACGGAUAAAAUUUAACAAACUGAGCGAGAAUGCGUGGCUCAGCAGCCCCAAUAUUUACAUGGGCCCUGAUGGAUUAGUUCGGUCCCCUGUUCUUGUAGCGUCUAAGCUAGCACCUCCUGAGAUGCCUGCUUUCUCGCAGCCAGAUAUGUGCAACUCUCCGGCAGGGAGAGACUCGAGCUCGCAGCCUAUUUUUCUGAGCUACGACACGUUCCCAGUUGCGACCAGAAUAUACAGCUGCGCAUCGCCUGGUAUAAGCAUGCAGGUUCUUUGCCGGUCUAUGAAGGAUAUUCUGAUUCCGUACAGAACGUCAGGGAAUGUCAUUUCAUUUAGCACAGUUGACAGCUCAAAAAAUCUGAUCAGCGGAGAAAUCUAUUUGAAGAAAAACGGCGCAGAGACUCUCAUUAUAUUCCAGCGCACCAGAGGAAACUGUCUGGAGUACAAAAAGAUGUUCAAUGCGCUCAAGGAAAGAUUUAUGGCAAAUGCCGACACAUAUGCAUCAUCGAAAUAA